AUGAGUGAACAACGUCGAGUAGAUGCAGGGAGUGAUUCGGAGCUAAACGAAACUGUCGUUGAGGCACUGGGCACCCCUGCGCCACUUCAGCCACAGGGAACUACCAACCACAUGGCCGCUCUUGUAGCGUCAAUCACAGCUUUGCGCGAAUCGAUAAACGAGCUUCGCAACGAAACAAGUACUCAACGAGCCGACAUUCAACAACUACGUGAACGAGUUGAAACGGAUUACGUGGGGAAUAGCCAACGUCCACGGAUUCCCUACCAGUCAACCAACAGCCAAGAAGCGAUUGUGUCCGGCCAGCAUCAGCACUCGCCGUCAUCGAUGGUGACGCCGCCAGCGCCGACGACGUUGGUUCCGCCCAACCAACCGCCGGUUUUUAUGGAAAAUGCUGCUACAAGACUACAACCUUUGCCUAUAUUUGAAGGAAACGCAGAAGACUGGCCACUAUUCAUCGCGUGUUACCGGGACACAACCGCAGAGUUUGGCUACAGCAAUAGGCAGAACCUUAUACGCCUGCAAAGAGCGCUUAAGGGUGAUGCAAAACAAGCAGUCACCUCGCUACUUAUCUAUCCCGAAAACGUUCCCAGUAUAUUAAAGGAACUUGAGUUCAACUUUGGGCGGCCAGACUUGUUGGUGCGUGCACAGUUGCAAAGGGUACAACAGUUUCAAAACAUCCCCGAGAGCCGUUUAGACCAGAUUUUGGAUUUGUCAGCGCGAGUACGCAACGUAGUUGCGUUUCUUAAAUCGGCAAGAUGUGAACAUCACUUGAUGAACCCUACGCUGUUGGAUCAGUUGGUCACCAAGCUACCGCCAUCCAAGCAGUAUGAGUGGGGUAAGCGUGUCGCUGAAAUUGGAUCAUAUCCAACCGUAGAAAACUUUUCCGAGUGGCUAAGCGAAUUAGCCACAGUAAUAUCUCUAAUGCCAAGAGUAGCUGACAGAGCCUAUCCGCUUGCGCAUACGCGUCAAGCAAACCAGCCAGUCACAGGUAGCCGACAAGCAGCAAUAGCAGGGGGUGGUACUCGCCGACUGCUUCACAGCAGCGAGAUUCAUGAUGAACGCCGCCAGCCGAAACGGUGCCCUCAAUGCAGUCAAGCACACACGUUGACGGGUUGUCGUCAAUUCGCUUCGCGCAACGUUAGCGACAGAUGGACGGUAGUUAAGCGCCAUCAACUUUGCUUCGGUUGUCUUGAUAGUGGACACAAUUUAUUAACUUGUCAACGCAGAACCGAGUGUGGUAUCAACGGUUGUCAACGAAAACACAACAAGUUAUUGCAUGCUACGAAUGAAACUACAACCAAUCAAGUAGAGCAUGUCUACAACUGCCGACAGGAAAACCAGUCUACAUUAUUUAAGUUCCUACCUGUAACCGUGUGUGGCCCACGAGGGAUGCUGGAAACUUACGCAAUGCUGGAUGAAGGUUCGUCGAUUUCGCUGAUAAGCGAGAAAGUCGCUACAAGCCUGGGUCUGCAAGGCCAAUCGUCGUUACUGUCGUUGCAGUGGUACGGCAGAAACAAGUCAACAGAAAGAUCGCGCAAGGUCUCAUUUGAAAUAAGAGGACCAGACUCAAACAUUGCAAUUAAAAAUGUUAGAACCAUACGUAACUUAAAUUUGCCAACUCAAUCUUUCGAGAAAGAAAAUUUUAGUCAUUUGAGUAACUUAGCGGUACCAAACUAUACAAAUGUAAAGCCAGAGCUACUUCUCGGGUUGGAUAAUUCGUUCCUCAGCAUCUCGAGAGAGGUCAUCGACAAUGGACCCAGCCAACCAAUCGCCGCCAAAACCAAGUUGGGUUGGGUGGUUUACGGUCCAACGCAGAGCGGCGCGAACGUACAAGCACGAGUAAUGGUACUUAAGGAAACGAAUUCGUUGAAGCAACUACAUAAGAUUGUGGAAGAGUACAUUGCCGCUGACACAGUAGCCGUCAAAUCACCGGUCAACGCCAUUCUGGAGUCAGACGACGAUAGCCGCGCAAAGAAGAUUUUACAGGAAACAACGAAAUGCAUCGGAAGCCGCUACGAGGUCGGCCUGCUAUGGCGCAAAGGCGAUAUCGAGUUCCCAGACAGUUAUAGCAUGGCAAAGAAGCGCUUGUUAAACAUUGAAGCAAGGAUGAGAAAAGAUAACAAGUUCGCCGCGAACUACAUCACAGAAAUCAAUAAAUAUGUCAACAAGGGUUAUGCAAGGCAGAUGUCGGUGGAGGAAGCUGAUACUGUAAAGCCGGCAACAUGGUACCUACCACAUUUCGGUGUAGUGAAUGCUCACAAACCGGAGAAGCUACGCGUCGUGUUUGAUGCAGCCGCAACCACACUUAGCACGUCACUCAACAGUGCCUUGCUCAAGGGACCUGAGAAGGUGCAAUCCUUAUUAACAAUACUCUUCAAAUUCCGGCAAGGAGUCAUCGCCGUCGCUGGAGACAUCGAAGAGAUGUUCUCCCAAGUACGAAUCCGAACUGAAGACCAAGACGCGCAACGAUUUUUGUGGCGCGAUGGUGAUCCCAGUAAGCCAAUUCGGGUAUAUACCAUGACCUCCAUGAUAUUCGGUGCAGCCUGCUCUCCGUGUUGUGCGGAGUACGUAAAAAACAUUAAUGCCGUCAAAUUCAGUUCCCAAAUGCCAAAGGGAGUUGAUGCCGUUGUAAACAAGACGUACGUCGACGAUCUUGUGAUUAGCUUUACAAAUGCCAAAGAAGCUGAACAGACGAUAAAAGAGGCCGUACAAAUUAACGCAGCAGCCGGAUUUAAACUCCGAAAGUUCGUGUCAAACUGUAAAACGCUAGAAGCAAGCUUGAAUGAUAAGGAAAAUCUGCCGUCAACCAUUGUUAAAUUGCAGCGAGAAGAAGGCGUCGACAAAAUACUUGGCAUGUUCUGGAACACAAUAACGGACAAAUUCGAGUUCCACUUUAAGUUUUUUAAAAUAGCUCGUGACAUCUUGCAAGGCAAACGACCGCCUACAAAGAGGGAACUUCUGGGAAUCGUAAUGUCAAUUUACGAUCCUUUUGGUUUGCUUACGAACGUCACCAUUUCGGCCAAGCUACUACUGCAGUCAUUAUGGAAGGAGAACAUUAUGUGGGACGAAGAAUUACCACCGCAUUUGGCUAUGCAAUGGAUAACCUGGUGGUCGAAAUUCCAGUCGGUCAAGUCAUUGUCGAUUCAUCGCUGUUAUUCAAGCUUUAUACCAAAUGCGGACGAUAUUCAACUACAUAUCUUCGUGGAUGCCAGCACGAGCGCAUAUGCCUCAGCAGCGUACCUAAGGGUACAAAAGGGCGACACGGUAGAAGUAGCAUUAGUUUGUGCCAAAGCAGCAUGCGCACCGCUAAAGACAACGACAGUUCCCCGCCUGGAACUGCAGGCAGCCGUCAUGGGAUGCCGAAUCAAAAGUCUCAUCGAAGAAAGCCUCGACAUCACAAUCAACAAAACCCUACUCUGGAGCGACUCACAAACAGUUAUUUUGUGGAUACGUUCGCAUACAAGGGCGUAUAAGCCGUACGUCGCCCAUAGAAUUGCCGAGAUCCUUACCACGACUACGAUAGAUCAGUGGCGUUGGUUGCCUACUGCCAUGAAUGUGGCAGACGACGCAACACGCGCUCAGCCGAGUCUCGAGUUUUCACAGCACACACGCUGGUUUAAAGGACCAGAUUUUCUACAACAAGCCGAGGAAUGUUGGCCACGAGAAACCACCCUAACGCCAGACGAACGUGCCAACAAAGAAGAAACCAGCCGAUGUUUGCUUGCCUGCAACACAGAUGAUAGUGGAUUGUUGCGGGUGUAUGGGAGAAUAGACGCUGCAUAUUGCUUACCACUCGCCGCCCGCCGUCCGAUUAUCCUGCCAGGAAGCCAUUAUGUCGCUGGACUAGUUGUAGCGGACCACCAUCGAGAGCGACACCAUCAAAACGACAACUUGGUAAUGAACGAGAUUCGCCAACGUUAUUGGGUAACGGCCAUACGCGGUACACUGAAGAACGUUAAGAGGCAUUGCCCAGUUUGUAUACAUGAGAGAGCUAAACCAGCCGACCCAUUAAUGGGUCAAUUGCCAAAAGAUCGACUUACACCUUAUGUUCGACCAUUUUCCUACUGCGGAGUGGACUAUUGUGGCCCAUUUAACGUCGCUAUCGGUCGCAGAAGGGAAAAACGGUGGAUUGCGCUGUUCACCUGCCUGACAACCAGAGCAGUUCAUCUUGAGUUGGCGGAAAACCUCUCAACCGAUGCGUUUAUACUGUGCCUUCGCAACUUUGUUAAUCGGCGGGGCGUACCCAUACGUAUCCGUAGCGAUAAUGGUACGAAUUUUGUUGGCGCCCAAAAGGAGAUAAACCAGAGUGAAAGAUUAUUCGAUUUCGACGCUAUCGAACGCGAAAUGUCCAGGCGCAAGAUUGAAUGG
Rhagoletis pomonella (apple maggot) is the source of this 4368-nucleotide messenger RNA. RefSeq lists its product as uncharacterized. NCBI's taxonomy places the organism in Eukaryota, Metazoa, Arthropoda, Insecta, Diptera, Tephritidae. The transcript has 2 exons. The annotation marks the transcript as partial. Gene Ontology annotation, molecular function: nucleic acid binding. The record is from RefSeq and is a predicted model, not a curated record.